Molecule: messenger RNA, 2250 nt
Organism: Phalaenopsis equestris
Lineage: Eukaryota; Viridiplantae; Streptophyta; Magnoliopsida; Asparagales; Orchidaceae
Product: receptor homology region, transmembrane domain- and RING domain-containing protein 1-like
Exons: 5
Coding region: 325-1692 (455 amino acids)
Source: RefSeq, a predicted model, not a curated record
AAAAAUAGUAUUUUUUGAGGAGCCGAAGAGGCCGGUGGACGUAAAACAAACCCCAUUAGAAAUCCAGCUCUUAUUGGGAAUUUCAGCACCGGAUCUCAACAUCGCCGGCCGUUCCCUUCUUCUCCUUUUCCUCCUAAUUUCUCCUUCUCAUGGAAGCCGAUGUCUCCAUCCUCUUAUCUGUUUAUCUAGUUUGGUCGAUCGGAAGUCGCCAGAUCAUCCAGGAAUCCAGCAGGAACGGGAAGGGUUGGAAGUGGAUUUAGCUCUGCGAAUUCUCUGUUUGCUGCAUUUGAUCGGGAAUUGUACGUUUUAUUUGUUGAAUUGGAUAUGGGUUUGCUGAAUACAAAGGGAGCAGGGUACCUUUUGGUACUUUUUUGUAUUGUUCUUAAUUCAUUUGUUAGGCUUGCUGGAGCAAAUAUAGUGGUGAUUGGGAAGAACGUAUCUUUGUCAUUUAAUGAUCUUGAGGCCAAUUUUGCUCCAUCUGUUAAAGGAUCUGGUGAAUGUGGGACCUUAUAUUUAGCUGAUCCGCUUACAGCCUGUACUAGCUUGAAGAAUAAGGCAAUUGAAGGCCAGCUUUCUCCGUUUGUGUUAAUUAUAAGAGGGGGUUGCGCAUUUGAUGAUAAAGUUAGAAAUGCACAGAGUGCUGGGUUUAAGGCUGCUAUUGUGUAUGACAAUGAAGAUAGUGGCUCCUUAGUUUCAAUGGCAGGAACUCCAGCUGGCAUACACAUACAUGCAGUUUUUAUCUCUAAAUCAGCUGGUGAAACUUUGAAGAAAUAUGCUGGUCGUACUGAUAUUGAGCUGUGGAUUAUUCCAACCUUUGAAAAUUCAGCAUGGUCGAUCAUGGCCAUCUCUUUCAUAUCUCUGCUAGCCAUGUCUGCUGUGCUUGCAACAUGCUUCUUUGUACGCAGACAUCGUGUGAGGAGAGAUCAGCCUAGACCUCUCAAUGUGAGAGAGUUCCAUGGAAUGAGCAGCCAGUUAGUAAAAGCAAUGCCAAGUCUCAUCUUUACCUCUGUCCUGGAAGAUAAUUGUACUUCAAUAACAUGCGCUAUUUGCUUGGAGGACUACAGUGUUGGAGAACAACUCAGAAUUCUUCCAUGCUGUCACAAGUUCCAUUCAUCCUGCGUUGAUGCAUGGCUUACUUCCUGGAGAACAUUCUGCCCUGUCUGCAAACGUGAUGCGAGAAUGGCCAUGAUGAACCCACCCGCCUCCGAAUCAACUCCCCUGUUUACUCCUGCCGCUGCAUCCUCUCCAAUCCUAUCAUCAUUUCGCUCAUCCUUCCACUCAUCAGUCGCAGCUUCUCCAUCUGCAGCCAUUCCAAUCGGUUCCACAGCGCCUCACUCUCUGCUAACCUCCAGAACCCAUUCCAUCUCCAACAUUCCUCGCCCACCUAUCCCUCAUAGAUCCUAUAACAACUUGACAUCCAUCCACCCAAGCAGGAGCACUGCAGAGCUCAGGAAUGCUACCUCUUCUUAUAGAUCUCAUGCUUCCAGUCUUGCAUCAGCUCACUCAUUGGGUUAUCCCAUCUCUUCCUCUUUUAUCUCCAGGCAUGGUUCUAAUUAUAAUCCUAGUCCUAGUUAUGCCUCCCCUGGCUAUCUCGGCAGGUCUUCAAGCCGUCAUUCAUAUCUUCGACAUUGUGAAUCCGGAACGAGCCUCUCUGCCAUGGAAUCCGCACAUUCUCUUCCAGGACUUCCUUAAGCUUAUCAUUCAUGAUUCCACCUCAAUUGUUUAUCUACUGACAGAUCCGAGCCGGUACUGUGAAUUUAGAAUGAGCUUGAUGAGCUUAUCUUGUGCUUUUCCAGGCCAUCAUUUUGCUUAUUUCGAAGGCCUGGCUUACAUGAGGAAGUAUUAUGUGGAUGGAGCUGGGUGCUUGCAAAUUGUGCCGUAAUGAUUGAAACUUAUUUUUGGCAAAGCUGAAACGGAGAGUGGAUUGACCUUUUGACAUUUUUUUUCACCGGUGGAUUUGGUUUGGUUCUUCAGAAGUUUUGUUCCUUUUCUGUGGUUUGGUGUAUAUAUAUAUAUAUUGUUGUUGAGAAGCAGAUGGUAACCGUAAUUUGUUUUCAGAUUUGUACUAAUUACUGAGCGAUUUUCUGCGAGAUAUAUUCGCUAAAUCUUGCACAUCAUGAAUCCAAUGAUACCUCAGAUCAACUUGCUUCGAACAUGAGUGGAAAUGUGAAAUUCUAACUGAGAUGAAUUGCAUGUGACUAUCACAGUAUAAGAAACCAUCUUGAUUAUGGCCCAAUUUUUGCAAGAAAU